AUGUCGUUGACUACCGUGACUCUCGCUGGCUGGCGAUGGCGCCAGCACGCUGCCAGCGAGGAAUGGCACGCCUGCGCGCACUCCAGGGCCACGACGGAGAUCUUUACGGAUCUGCUCGACGCGAAACGCAUCCCGGAUCCUUUCGUCGACCAGAACGAGCGGCUGGUGCAGUGGGUGGGCGAGACAGACUGGGAGUAUGCCUGCGAUUUCAUGUACGAGCUGGACGAGAAGCACUCGCGCCAGGACCUCGUCUUCGAGGGCCUCGACACUAUUGCAGCUGUCUAUCUGACCGAGGAGCUCGUCUUGAUCUCGUCCAACAUGUUUCAUCGCCACCGCGUCGACGUCACAGGCAAGCUGCGCAGCGGCACCAACACCCUCCGGAUCGUCUUCACCAGCGCUCUGCGCCAUGGCCAGGCUGUCGAAGCCCAGCAUGGCCGUUAUCGCGCCUUCAACGGUGACAGCUCGCGGUUGCACGUCCGCAAGGCCCAGUAUCACUAUGGCUGGGACUGGGGACCGAUUCUCCUGACCUGCGGCCCCUAUCGUGAGAUCCGGCUGGAGAGCUACGCCUCGAUCGUCUACGACGUCUUUGCGAAUGCAACUGUCGCCGAUGAUCUCCAGCAGGCGACACUGGACGUCUCCUGGGAUGCCAUUCUUGACCGCGAUGUGUCGCUCGACAUCACUGUCACCUCUCCCAGCCAGCUGGUUUUCCACACGACAACCGCGUUAUCCUCGACUGACGGUCACGGACGAGCUUCCUUGGCCAUUCCCAAGCCAGAGCUCUGGUAUCCCGUCGGCUACGGUCCUCAGAUCUUCUACACGGUUGACAUCUGUCUGCGCGACAAGGAGGGAACCCAUCUCCAAACCACCAGAAAGCAGGUGGGCAUGCGACGUCUCCGCCUGGUGCAGCAGCCUUUGCUGGACGAACCCGGCACCAGCUCCUUCUUCAAAAUCAACAACGUCCCAAUCUACAUGUCAGGAUCGAACUGGAUCCCCGGCCAUUCCUUCCUGACGGCCAUGACGCCGAGCGACUACGCGUCUGCCGUCCAAUCCUGUCUGGACAGCAACCAGAAUAUGCUACGUAUCUGGGGCGGAGGCGUCUACGAACACGACGCCUUGUACGAAGAGUGCGACCGUCGAGGCGUUCUGAUCUGGCAGGACUUCAUGUUUGCGUGCGGUCAGUAUCCGUGCUACCCCGAGUUUGCAGCCUCUGUCAAGAAGGAGGCCAUCGACCAGGUCAAGCGGCUGCGACAGUAUUGCUCCGUCGUCCUCUAUGCCGGAAACAACGAAGACUACGCCGUCGCCGAGAUGCUCAAGCUGGAAUGGGACCCGGACGACCACUCGGGCGACUGGACAGCAACCAACUUCCCAGCCCGCACCAUCUACGAGACGCAUCUCCCGGCCAUCGUCGCCGAAUACGCGCCGGGCGUCCCUUAUCAUCCGAGCUCUCCAUGGGGCGGCAAGAACACCGAGGACUGCACCGUUGGCGACAUCCACCAGUGGAACGUCUGGCACGGCUCGCAGGAGAAGUACCAGCUGUGGGACAAGCUUGUCGGACGGUUCGUCUCCGAGUUUGGCAUGCUCGCCUUCCCAUCGGCCAGAUCCAUCCGUCGCUUCGUCACCAAUCCAGCGCAGCGAUAUCCCCAGAGCGCCGUGCUGAACCUGCACAACAAGGCGGACGGUGCGGAACGCCGGUUGGCGCUGCAGAGUGUAUGUCCUUUGCCAUCCGCAGCUGCCGCCGGCAGUGGAAGGGCCCUGGCCAUUAACGACUGCUGGCCGGUUUCUAGCUGGGCGCUUGUUGACUUUUACGGGGAACGCAAGCUGGCAUAUUACGCCGUGAAGCGUGAGAGCGCACCGCUGGCCCUGGGCAUCCACCGCUCGACGCCAGAACUGAAGCCACUCAAGAAACCACCUCCUCAAGUACUCGGACCACCGCACGACCUUGCCUUCAAACGGUACGUCUUCGACGUGUGGGCGGUGAACAUGACACUGCAGGAUCAAACAAUCAGCGUGGAAGUGCAGCUGUACGACAUCAAGACCGGUGCGCUCCAGGAGAAGAAAUCCCUGGGCGUGCAAACCCUGGCGGCGAACCGGUCGACAGAGCUAGCCGCAGACUGGAGCGUUGACGACCAAACAGCAAUCCAGGCGAUAAUGUUCGACGCCGACGGACACCUCGUCGCACGGGCAUCCGACUGGCCGCAACCGCUCAAGUACGUCACGCUGCCAGCCGCGUACGAGGUGACGCUUCGCGUACUUGACGGCAAAGUCGAAAUCAGCUCCAAUGCGCCAGUCAAGGGCGUCGAGCUGUACAUGGCGGACGACGAGCGCAGGAUCCAGUGGGAAGACAACGGGGUUGAUGUGUUCCCCGGAGACGUGUACACGAUCAAUGCACCUGGAGUUGCGGAGGGGGAUGAUGUGCGUGUGCGGUACUAUGGCGAUCGGAGAGCUUGUUAG
This is a messenger RNA of Rasamsonia emersonii CBS 393.64, 2451 nucleotides long. Its product is annotated as beta-mannosidase. Gene Ontology annotation, molecular function: beta-mannosidase activity. Bases 1 to 2451 code for a protein of 816 amino acids. Gene Ontology annotation, biological process: glycoprotein catabolic process; carbohydrate metabolic process. The record is from RefSeq and is a predicted model, not a curated record. The transcript has 3 exons. NCBI's taxonomy places the organism in Eukaryota, Fungi, Ascomycota, Eurotiomycetes, Eurotiales, Trichocomaceae.